This is a messenger RNA of Naegleria fowleri, 633 nucleotides long. RefSeq lists its product as uncharacterized. Gene Ontology annotation, cellular component: nucleus; GINS complex. Bases 1 to 633 code for a protein of 210 amino acids. Gene Ontology annotation, biological process: DNA replication; double-strand break repair via break-induced replication. NCBI's taxonomy places the organism in Eukaryota, Heterolobosea, Eutetramitea, Acrasida, Naegleriidae. The transcript is spliced from 2 exons. The record is from RefSeq and is a predicted model, not a curated record.
AUGCUUCGCCAACAUUGUGAAGAUGAAUUUCUCUCCAAUGAAGAAUUGGAAUACUUGGCUGAAGAAACCAUGAUUUCCAUUCGGCCCACUAAAAACCUUCCCAAAAUCAAAAUGAUUACUCAUACCAUUGGUCCCGCUCUCGCCAAUCAGGAAAUUACUGUUCCUCUAUGGGCUGCCAUUCAACUCAAAAAGCUGAAUCAAUGCAAGAUUGUUAUUCCCGAGUGGCUGCGGGUUGAUUGGUUGGAAGAGUCUUCUACCCAAUCAUCCAAAUCACAUGAUUUUUAUCCAAUGCCUCCUCACUUUCUAGAGAUUGGUUACUUGUUGUUGAAAGUAGCAAAGAAUGAUUUUGAUGACAAUCCAGAAGAAAUAUCUUCUCUCUUGAAAACACUCGAAGACAAACGAAGAGACAAUCUCACCGAUGGUCUUACAAAGGGUAUUGGAGAUGUAGAGCCAACAGAUUAUUUCCCUGGUUAUCUUCUCACCAACUUGUCCGAGAUGGAAAUUAAUCGUAUCCGUAAGGCCACUUGCGAAGUGUUGUCCAAGAGAGACCGAUACUAUAGAACUACAUACUCUGGUGAAGCAGCACCCACAGGCGCAUCAUCUCAGACCAAUGAAGACGAUGAAGAAGAUUAA